Molecule: messenger RNA, 2023 nt
Organism: Diceros bicornis minor
Lineage: Eukaryota; Metazoa; Chordata; Mammalia; Perissodactyla; Rhinocerotidae
Gene: KCNK1
Product: potassium two pore domain channel subfamily K member 1
Exons: 3
Coding region: 16-1026 (336 amino acids)
Biological process (GO): stabilization of membrane potential; potassium ion transmembrane transport
Cellular component (GO): membrane
Molecular function (GO): potassium ion leak channel activity
Source: RefSeq, a predicted model, not a curated record
CGGCGGCGGGGGAAGAUGCUGCAGUCUCUGGCCGGCAGCUCGUGCGUGCGCCUGGUGGAGCGGCACCGCUCGGCCUGGUGCUUCGGCUUCCUGGUGCUCGGCUACCUGCUCUACCUGGUCUUCGGCGCCGUGGUCUUCUCCUCGGUGGAGCUGCCCUACGAGGACCUGCUGCGCCAGGAGCUGCGCAAGCUGAAGCGGCGCUUCCUGGAGGAGCACGAGUGCCUGUCGGAGCAGCAGCUCGAGCAGUUCCUGGGCCGGGUGCUGGAGGCCAGCAACUACGGCGUGUCGGUGCUCAGCAACGCCUCGGGCAACUGGAACUGGGACUUCACCUCCGCGCUCUUCUUCGCCAGCACCGUGCUCUCCACCACCGGUUAUGGCCACACAGUGCCCCUGUCAGACGGGGGUAAGGCCUUCUGCAUCAUCUACUCGGUCAUCGGCAUUCCUUUCACCCUCCUCUUCCUGACGGCAGUGGUCCAGCGUGUCACCAUCCACGUCACCCGAAGGCCUGUCCUCUACUUCCACGUCCGCUGGGGCUUCUCCAAGCAGAUGGUUGCCAUCGUUCACGCCGUUCUCCUUGGGUUUAUCACCGUUUCCUGCUUCUUCUUCAUCCCAGCAGCCGUGUUCUCCGUUCUGGAGGAUGACUGGAACUUUCUUGAAUCCUUUUAUUUUUGUUUUAUUUCCCUGAGCACCAUUGGCCUAGGGGAUUAUGUUCCUGGAGAAGGCUACAAUCAGAAAUUCAGAGAGCUCUAUAAGAUUGGGAUCACGUGUUACCUGCUGCUUGGUCUUAUUGCCAUGUUGGUAGUUCUGGAAACCUUCUGUGAACUCCACGAGCUGAAAAAAUUCAGAAAAAUGUUCUAUGUGAAGAAGGACAAGGAUGAGGAUCAAGUGCACAUCAUCGAGCAUGACCAGCUGUCCUUCUCCUCCAUCACAGACCAAGCAGCCAGCAUGAAAGAGGACCAGAAGCAGAAUGAGCCUUUUGUGGCCACUCAGGCAUCUGCCUACUCCGAUGGCUCUGUAGACCAUUAAGCUUAGGGCUUUGCUGCAUUGUCUUAGAGCACCAGGGUCGGGGCAGUGACAAAGAGGCUCCAUUUUGUUCAUUUUUACAAGAUUGUAAAAGCCAAGAUGCUAUUUUAACAAAUACUUACUUUUUGCAAUAUUUAAAAGAAAAACAGAACAAACAAAAAAAUGGAACAAAGGAAGCUUUUACUGUGGAGAACUGUUUAAUAUCUGAGGAAAUGGGACAUGUACCUGUAAUUCGUAUGCAACAAAAUUGUCUAGACUUGACUAAUAGGUGAAGAAUACUUGAAGCAGUGUGCUGCUGUGGAUAGAAGCAGAUUUUAUACUUUUAAUUGGGAACUUUGGGAUUUGCAUUUCAAUUUAGCUGAUGACUAACUAGCAACAUUUAUAUUUAAAAGCAAAAAAAAAAAAGCAUAGAGAUGUGUUUUAUAAAUAAGUUUAUGUGUACUGGUUUGCAUGUGCCCAUCCAAAAUCAUUAUUUUUGUAGAGUCUAAGUUAAACCUACUAUUUAUAAUUAAUAGGUAACCAUUGACUGUGUACAGAUAAAGUAUAAAUAUGUUUAUAUCUUGUACAUAUAGUUUAGGUCACCAGAUCCCAGUAUACUUCUUAACCCAAGAUUGUAGAUAUUUUUUCUUCUGAUUUCUCUUUAUACUAAAGAAUCAAGAGUUGCUGCAAUAAAAUAAGAGGAAUAGUACGCUUACGAGUAAAUUACUAUAGUAUUCUGUUACAGUAAAUGUUUCUACCCUCUUGUAAUAGUAUGAUUGCAGAUGUCUAAAAUGUUUGUAAGCAUUUCUCUGGAGGUAAACAAGUAAUGAAAAAUAUGAUUUGUAAAAAAAAGGUUAAGAUAUUUUGUUUUGAAAGUUCAUUGUGAUCUGUAGUCACCUAGUAACUAAAGCACACAAUGUGAAUUUAGAUGCCCCAAAUGAACAGAUUCUGUCAAAUUAAUCUGAGAAUUUUUUAAUUUAUAAGCUGAAAUAAAUAAAAAUCAUAGCUGGUUGCAAUCUUA